GCAAAGACGUGCACGAUAUGGGAGACACUUUGCUGUAUAGGUAAAGAAUUUGAAUGCGCUCUCAUUUUUAUCCUACACUACGCCAGGCAUGGGCAAAAGUGGCUCUCGGGAGCCACGGCCUUGACCGCGAGGUAAGGUGGGGAUACUUGAAGCUAUGUAACGUACAGAUGCGUAUCUACAUUUACGAAUAGUGGGAAGAGCGACUAGUAUGGGGAAAAAUGUGUUGCAAAGUACGCAAACGAUAUUCGGAUGUACUCUUUUUAUAGAUUAUUUAGACCAUGGUUGUUCAUCCAUUUUAUCUUCUCCCUUACACCUGUAGGAAUGCUACAAUCUAGACUGAUUAAAAUAUUACAUGGCUUUACAAAACAGAUCAUUAAGGAACGUAAGGAGUACCACGAUAAGACCAACGGUCGCUAUCUAGCUGAUUUCAGUGACAAAGCGAAUGAAGACACUGAUGAUAUGACAUGCAACCUUCGCAGAAAGAGGCUUGCCAUGCUCGAUUUACUUUUAUCGGCACAUCGACACAAUCUAAUAGACGAAGAAGGUAUUAGAGAAGAAGUCGAUACGUUUAUGUUUAGGGGACACGAUACGACGGCUAUAUCCAUUUGUUUCACUAUAAUGCUUUUGGCGGAACACCCACAGAUUCAGGAUCGAGCCAGGGCUGAAGUGAAAAAGAUAAUGGAACCGAGCAACGGAAAGCUAAGUAUGUCCGAUCUUCAAAAAUUACCGUAUCUCGAAAUGUGCAUCAAGGAGUCGCUAAGACUUUAUCCAAGCGUGCCUUUGAUAUCUCGUGCUCCAGAAGAGGACGUGACGUUAAGUAAUUAUCUGGUACCUGCCCACACUACGGUGACCGUGCACAUAUAUGAUACUCACAGAGACCCGAAGUUCUGGCCAAAUCCGGACGUCUUUGAUCCGGAACGCUUCACACCUGAAAAUUGUCAUGGACGACACCCGUACUCGUACAUACCUUUCAGCGCCGGUCCUAGGAAUUGUAUCGGGCAAAAAUUCGCCAUGUUGGAACUGAAAGCAACUCUGGCAUACCUCUUGUUUAAUUUCAUUUUCGAGCCUGUAGAUUAUCUUAAAGACGUCAUUUUUGUACCAGACCUUAUCAUACAAUCGGCACAUUCUUUUCGAACUAAGUUUAUUCCGCUGCAGGUCGUCGGUUGAUAUACGUCAGGACAUGUUGAGUAGUUGGAACAAGAUUUGCAAAGGUGACGAUCACUUUUAAUAGAUGAAAUAGAAAAAGAAUGUACAGAUACAGAAUUUACAUUCCUAACCGACAAAAGUUCGCUAGAUAAAAUGUUAAUCGUGUUGUAAAAUAUGAAUUAAAAAUAAAGACGAUAUACACUUA
Molecule: messenger RNA, 1351 nt
Organism: Ceratina calcarata
Lineage: Eukaryota; Metazoa; Arthropoda; Insecta; Hymenoptera; Apidae
Product: cytochrome P450 4C1-like
Exons: 7
Coding region: 250-1167 (305 amino acids)
Molecular function (GO): iron ion binding; heme binding; oxidoreductase activity, acting on paired donors, with incorporation or reduction of molecular oxygen
Source: RefSeq, a predicted model, not a curated record